Molecule: messenger RNA, 2016 nt
Organism: Alternaria conjuncta
Lineage: Eukaryota; Fungi; Ascomycota; Dothideomycetes; Pleosporales; Pleosporaceae
Gene: NOP7
Product: mRNA-binding ribosome synthesis protein nop7
Exons: 2
Coding region: 1-2016 (671 amino acids)
Biological process (GO): maturation of LSU-rRNA from tricistronic rRNA transcript (SSU-rRNA, 5.8S rRNA, LSU-rRNA); ribosome biogenesis
Cellular component (GO): PeBoW complex; nucleolus
Molecular function (GO): RNA binding
Source: RefSeq, a predicted model, not a curated record
AUGGCUGGUCGCUCAAAAAAGAAGGGCACCUCCGGUGCGGCCAAGAACUACAUCACCCGCACGCGCGCCGUGAAGAAGCUUCAGAUCUCGCUCCCCGACUUCAGACGACUAUGUAUCUUCAAGGGAAUCUACCCCCGUGAGCCGCGCAACAAGAAGAAGGUCUCGAGGGGCUCGACCGCCGCCACCACCUUCUACUACACCAAGGAUAUCCAAUACCUGCUCCACGAGCCGCUGCUGGCCAAGUUCCGCGAGCACAAGGCUGUCGCAAAGAAGAUCGGUCGCGCCCUCGGUCGCGGCGAGUCUGGCGAUGCAUCGCGCCUCGAGAAGAACCUUAUGCCCAAGGUCAAGCUCGACCACAUCAUCAAGGAGCGCUACCCUACCUUCGUCGACGCCCUGCGCGACCUCGACGAUGCCCUCUCCAUGCUGUUCCUCUUCGCCAACCUCCCCUCCAGCGACCACGUUCCCGCCAAGACCAUCGCUCUCUGCCAGCGACUGACCCGCGAGUUCGAGCACUACGUAAUCACUUCCCACGCCCUCCGCAAGUCCUUCCUCUCCAUCAAGGGUAUCUACUACCAGGCGACGAUCCAAGGUCAAGACAUCCUCUGGCUGGUACCAUACAGGUUCGUUCAGCGAACAGGCGGUGACAUCGAUUUCAGGAUCAUGGGCACCUUCGUUGAGUUCUACACGACGCUGCUCGGCUUUGUCAACUACCGCCUCUACACUUCGGUCGGCCUGGUAUACCCUCCCAAGUUCAACGCCAAGAGCGAUGAGCAGGGUGGUGAGCUUGCUGCAUUCCAGCUUGAGGGCAAGGCCACCGCUACCAACGACGCGAACGGCCACGAUGAGAAUGGUGCGGUUAACCCCGAGGCACAGGCGAUUGCGGACAGGCUUGCAGCUAUGCCCGAUGCUGAAGAAGAGGAGAGCACCACGGCCGUAGCCAAGGUUGUCACCGAAGACGACGAAGAGGAGGCCAACGACGAGAUUGACAAGUUCGAGCCGACUGCGCCCGAUGCCGAUAUCUUGCCCCAGCCACAAGCAAGCAGCGCCGAAAUCGCAUCCCUGUUCGCGCCCUUCACCUUCUAUCUGGCACGAGAGACACCCAGAGCAUCGCUCGAGUUCAUACUGAAGGCAUUUGGCUGCAAGCGAGUGGGUUGGGACGGAACGCUAGGCGACGGCGCUUUCACAACCAACGAGUCGGACCCGAACAUCACACAUCAGAUCGUCGAUCGACCUGCGCUUUCCAACGGUGCUCCUGCACAGGAGGACGGUGCUGCUGCCCCCAAGGCCCAAUGGCCAUACUCGAUGAUGCCUGGACGCACCUACGUUCAGCCACAGUGGGUAUGGGACAGCAUAAACCAGGGCAAACUGUUGCGACCAGAUCACUACGCCCCUGGCGCAGAUCUGCCGCCACAUCUCAGCCCUUGGGUCAAGCCAAAGAAGGGCGAAUAUGACCCCAACCUGCCUCUCGCGGCACAACAACCAGAGGGUGAGGCUGAGGCCUUUGAGGACGAUGACGAGGAGGCCACUUUCGACGGUGAUGAAGACGAAGACAUGGACGCCAUCGUUGACCGUGAAGGCUCCGUGGAAGUUGGCGAGGGCAUGGAUGUCGCUGACGACUCUGAAGACGACAGCGAUGAUGACGAAUCAGAUGAAGCUGGCGCGGGUGGUGAGGAGUUCGACGGCUUUGACUCCGAUGCCGAGUCAGACAUCUCAGAAGGAGAGGCUGCCCGUCUUCAGCACCAGCGUGAACUGGAAGCUGAGGCUACUGGCAAGAAGCUCGAGGUCAAGAAGCCGACCAAGAAAGAGGAGAACGCUGUCAUCCGCAAGAAGGCAGAGAAGAAGAAGCGCGCUGAAGAGGAGGAGCGCGAGAGGCAAAAGAUGAUGUUGUCUAACAAGAAGCGCAAGCUGCUCAAGCGUAUCGAAUACGGAGAGAACAAGCGCGAAAACGAGUCUGAGAACCUGCGCAGAAAGCGUGCGAAGGUUGAGAAGGCCAAGGCUGCUGCUGAGGCCCUGUAG